AUGACUCUAACAGGUUCAGACUUAGAAAUUCAGACCAUCGUACAAUGUAAUCUAACUAAUGAAUGUAUUGUGCCUGGUAUUACAACUAUUCCAUUCCGUAAGCUUUUAGAAAUUUGCAAAUCCCUGCCGCCUGGUUCUUUGCUAGAUAUCACCGUUGAAAACAACAGAUGUAUUUUAACAUCAGGCCAGAGUCGGUUCUCUAUAUCAACGCUUGAUGCAACUGACUACCCACUCAUGAAUAAGUCAUCAGCCACACCAAUAAUUGUGCGCACAAACCAAGGAGAUUUGAAACGCAAUAUUGAUAAUGUGAUGUUCUCUAUGGCUGUAGAUGACGUGCGAUAUUAUCUAACUGGGGCUUUAUUUGAUAUUAAAGAAAAUAGCAUAAAGAUUGUGACCACAGAUGGUCAUCGCUUAUCUUGCUCGGAGUUUGAAUCCAAGUGUGAUGACUUCUCCCAAAUCAACAGCGAAAAACACAUCAUUCUUCCACGCAAAGCGGUACAUGAUUUAAGUAAGCAACUUGAUUCUGAGGAUAAGCCCAUUGAACUACGUAUGCAUACAGACUUAAUGGCCUACAACAUCAUCAUAAAUACACCUUCCGGCAACACCCUUCACAUAGACAACACAAUCUUACUGCUUGAUGCUAAAUACCCUAAUUACAAUCGAGUCAUACCGAAAGACAGCAACAAGAUCGCCGUGAUUGAUACGGGUUUAUUUAAAGAUGCAAUGCAGCGUGUCGCAAUUUUAAGUAAUGAAAAAUUAAGAAUCAUUAAACUUACAUUUUCUACAAACCUUCUUCGAAUUGAUACCAAUAACAGCGACAAAGAAGAAGCCUUUGAAGAAAUUCCGAUUAAAUACGCAAGCGAUGAAGUUUGUAUCGGUUUCAAUGCACAGUAUUUAAUUGAAAUCAUGUCUACACUUAACAAUCAAUUUGUAGAGAUGUACAUGAGUGGUGAUACAAGUUCAACACUGGUCAAGGCUAUCCAAAAUGAACACACUUUAUAUGUCGUAAUGCCAGUCAGAGUUUGA
Molecule: messenger RNA, 1026 nt
Organism: Ostrinia furnacalis (Asian corn borer)
Lineage: Eukaryota; Metazoa; Arthropoda; Insecta; Lepidoptera; Crambidae
Product: beta sliding clamp-like
Exons: 1
Coding region: 1-1026 (341 amino acids)
Biological process (GO): DNA replication; DNA strand elongation involved in DNA replication
Cellular component (GO): DNA polymerase III complex
Molecular function (GO): DNA binding; 3'-5' exonuclease activity; DNA-directed DNA polymerase activity
Source: RefSeq, a predicted model, not a curated record